UCAUUCUUGUGCUUUCGUGUUCGCCGGGUCGAAACGAAAAAGUCCUCUGACUCUUUUUCAACGCGCAAUUCAACCUGUUCCUGUUGGCGUCUGCAAAGGUGCUAAACUUCCGGAAAUGGACGCCCAAAAUCUGCCGUUCGUGUCCGAGUACGCCAAGAGUGGCCGCGCGUCCUGCAAGCUCUGCAAAGACAAGAUCGACAAAGACGAGCUGCGGCUCGGCGCGAUGGUCCAGUCGGCUUUCCACGACGGCAAACAGGCCCAAUGGUACCACGAGCGGUGCUUCUUCGGGAAGCAGCGGCCAACGACGGAAGGGGAUGUGGCCGGGUUCGAGAGUUUGCGCUUCGAGGACCAGAAGCGGAUCCGGGAGAAGAUUGCUUCCCUCGGGGGUGGGGUCGUCGAGGCGGCGCCGGCCGGCAAGGGAAAGGGGAAAGGUAAGAAGCGUAGCGCCGAGCAAUCGAACGCGCUGAAGGACUUUGGCGUGGAGUACGCCGCUUCGGGGCGGGCCGUUUGCCGCGGGUGCGAGAUCAAGAUCCUGAAGGAUGAGGUGCGGAUCAAGAAGGUGGACUACACGACCGAGGUCGGCAUGAAGUACGGCGGGCAGGCGCUGUGGCACCACGCCGAAUGCUUUGCCAAGCUGCGAUCGGAGCUGGGUUACUUCGAGAAGGGCGAAGCACUGCCCGGGUAUCGCAACCUGAAGAAGGAGGACAUGGAGACGGUCAAGCGGUUGCUGCCGGCGAUCAAAGCGGAGGAAGUUCCGGCCAAGAAGCUCAAGGGCGAGCCAAAGGACGAAGAGGAGACGAAACAAGAGGCGAUCGAUGAAGCGUUGUACGCUCAGCAACAGAAGGCGCUCUUCAAGAUCCGGGACAAGCUAAAGGACGCUGACAUUAAGAAGCCGGAGAUCCACGCGAUUCUGCGCGCCAACAAUCAAGCCAUUGCGGAGGGCGUGGACGCGUGUUUGAUGCGCGUGAGCGAUAUUCUGACCUUCGGAGCGCUGAAGCCCUGCACCAAGUGCGGUGGCCAGUUCGUGCUGCAAAAGUCGGCCUACAUUUGCGAGGGCAACCUCACCGAGUGGGUCAAGUGCCUGACGGCGGAGGCCAAACCGGCGCGCGUUCCGGCCAUUAUUCCGGACGAGAUCAAGCAACAGUUUCGGUUUUUGGCCAAGUACAAAUCGGUGGUGAGCGAUCGGGUCAUCAAGUACGUCCCGCCGAGUCUGAGCACCACGAUGAAGAAGGUCAAGAAGGAGGAAGAGCUGACAGAGCCGAAGAUCAAGCGCGAGAAGCCCCCACUCUACAACCUGGAGUUUGUCAUCCUCGGCAAGACGGAAACGCCCAAAGACCAGCUCAAGGACAAGAUCGUCAAGCUGGGCGGCAAAGUGACCACCAAAAUCACCAACACGGUCGCGGCCAUCAUCUCGACCCCGGCAGAGGUCGAACGGAUGGGCAGUCGCAUGCAGGAGGCCAAAGAUAUGCAGAUCCAGGUCGUGCCGGAAGAUUACAUCGAGGACGCCAAGGCCGGCGGCGCGAUUUCGUACAUCACGAGCAAGUCUAUCUGCGACUGGGGCUCGGAUCCGCACAGCCGAAUCCCGCAGGACGAGGAAAAGUCCAAAUCGAAGAAGAGCAUCUACACCAAGUCCGUCCCGUCCAAGGUGACGCUGAAGCUGAAGGGCGGUCUCGCGGUCGAUCCCGACUCCGGCCUGGGCGAAGUCGCGCACGUCUACAAGCGGGACAAGUUGAUCUUCAACUGCGUGCUCAACAAAGUCGACAUUCAAACCGACAAAAAUUCCUACUUCAAGAUGCAAGUGCUGGAGGCGGACAAGGGCAACAAGUACUGGGUGUUCCGCGCUUGGGGCCGCAUCGGAACCACCAUCGGGGGCAACAAGCUGGACAAAUGUGGCACGGUCGUCGAAGCUACGAACCUAUUCUACUUCCACUUCGAAGACAAAACCGGCAACUCUUUCGAUGCCCAUCUCAACGGAAGCUUCGCCAAGCGACCGGGCCUCUACUACCCGGUUGACAUCGACUACGGCGACGAAAAGACCAAGAAACUGUCCGAGAACAACAACAUCAAAUCGAAGCUGGAACCGGCGGUGCAGGACCUGGUCCGCAUGCUCUUCGACGUCGACACCAUGAAGAAGGUGAUGCUCGAGUUCGAACUCGACAUGGAAAAGAUGCCGCUCGGAAAACUCUCCCAAACGCAGCUGCAAGGCGCGAUGAAGGUCCUCUCGGAGAUUUCCAACCUGAUCGCCAACGGUGGAUCCAACCCGCAGUUCAUCGACGCCUCCAACCGCUUCUACACGUUCAUUCCACACAACUUUGGCGUCCAAACACCAACCGUCCUCGACACCGUCGAGCAGAUCAAGGAAAAGCAAACCAUGCUCGAAAGCCUCAUGGAGAUCGAGAUCGCGUACAGUCUGCUGAACGCCGACACGGACGAAACCAAGAACCCGCUCGACGGCCACUACGACCAGCUCAAGACGGAGAUGCAAACGCUGGACCAAAAGUCCGACGAGUUCAAGCGCCUCGCCCAGUACGUCAAGAACACGCACGCCGCCACCCACAACCAGUUCGACCUGGAAGUCUCGGAAAUCUUCAAAAUCCGCCGCAAGGGCGAAGAGCGUCGCUACAAACCGUUCCGCAAGCUGCACAACCGCAAACUCCUCUGGCACGGAUCGCGUCUUACCAACUUUGUCGGUAUUCUCACGCACGGUCUCAAGAUCGCCCCGCCGGAAGCCCCCGUCACCGGGUACAUGUUCGGCAAGGGUAUCUACUUCGCCGACAUGGUGUCCAAAUCCGCCAACUACUGCGCAACCUCGCCCGCAAACUCGACCGGUCUGAUGCUGCUGUGCGAGGUGGCCCUCGGUAACAUGAUGGAGCUGAACCAGGCCCGGUACGUGCAGAAACUCCCCGACAACAUGCACAGCUGCAAGGGUGUCGGCAAAACGCAACCCAAUCCGGCCGGCGCCUACGUCGGACCGGACGGCGUCGAGAUCCCGAUGGGACCGGGCGUGACCGAUUCCAAGCUGCAGUCGGCACUGCUAUACAACGAGUAUAUCGUGUACGAUGUGGCCCAGGUCAACUGCCAGUAUCUGUUCAAGAUGAACUUCAAGUACAAGUACUAGGAGGUAGGUGAGCGGCUCUCUCUGAACAAAUUCGGUUGAUAUUUACGCCCCGCAGUACAAGUAACCACCCACAAAUAAUAUUCACCAAAAUAACCCCUUCAGUAUACGUUCCACGUUGAAUUCGUUUGUUUUCAGGUUUCUUUUUUUUGUUAUUUAAAAUGUUUUAUCGAUCAACUUGAAGUUGUUCCACAGUGUCCGAUGCGUUACCCCUCUCUUGAAUGACAUUCAUUAAAGCUAGUUUGAUAGGUUUAA
Molecule: messenger RNA, 3370 nt
Organism: Culex pipiens pallens (northern house mosquito)
Lineage: Eukaryota; Metazoa; Arthropoda; Insecta; Diptera; Culicidae
Gene: Parp1
Product: poly [ADP-ribose] polymerase
Exons: 3
Coding region: 116-3118 (1000 amino acids)
Cellular component (GO): nucleus
Molecular function (GO): DNA binding; NAD binding; NAD+ poly-ADP-ribosyltransferase activity
Source: RefSeq, a predicted model, not a curated record